AUGGCCGCGCCGCUGUCCCGCCUCAGUGCUGGGCCUGCAGCCUUGAGGUCCUGGGGCCUGCACUGCAGCCUUCUGCUCUUCCUGCUGCUGCUGCCACUGCUGAACUCGGGUUACAAAGAAGACAGCACCAAACCGGCUUGUGGGAAACCCUGGUGGUCGGAGGAUUUGGACGUGACCCGCCAUUGGCCCUGGGAGGUGAGCCUCCGACUAGAGAAUGAGCACGUGUGUGGAGGGGCCCUCAUUGACUUCAGCUGGGUGGUGACUGCUGCCCACUGCAUCCAAGGCACCAAAGAGUACUCGGUGAUUCUCGGCACCUCCAAGCUGAAGCCCAUGGACCCCACAAAGGCUGUCUCGAUCCCCGUGAGGGACAUCAUCAUGCACCCCAAGUACUGGGGCCGGACUUUCACCAUGGGCGAUGUCGCCCUCCUCCUGCUUCACACUCCUGUCGUCUUCAGCAAGUACGUGCAGCCCAUCUGCCUCCCGGAACCCACCUACAACCUGAAGGUUGGGACGCAGUGCUGGGUGACCGGCUGGGGCCAGGUUAAGCAGCGCUACUCAGAGUCAUUGUUCCAGGGCUGUGGUCAGACCAGCGUCUCCUGUAAGGUGGUGAAGGGGCGGCUGGUGGAGGUUGGCAAGUGGCCCUGGCAGGUGAGCCUCCUGUUCCUAGGUGUGUACAUCUGCAGUGGCUCCCUUGUGCACCACCAGUGGAUCCUCACGGCCGCACACUGCUUACAGAGAUCCAUGGACCCCAAGGAUUACGUCGUGAUGGUGGGUGUCCAACACCUCCCGGAAAAUGGUACUCGGCUCCCGCUUGCUCGCAUCAUAAUUCACGAGAAUUUCAGCAACCUCAUAUCUAAUGACAUCGCCCUCCUGAAGCUCAGGGACCCCGUGUUCUGGUCCCCCCUCAUCCAGCCUGUCUGCCUACCCACCGCCAAAGUCAAGCUACCUAUUGGAACCAUGUGCUGGGUGGUCGGAUGGGGAAAUACCAAAAGUCCAGUGACCUCAAAGACCCCCUACAGUCUUCAGGAAGUGGCUGUGAAGAUCGUAAACAAAGGGGUCUGCAAUCAACAGUACCAGUUCCUGUACUUGAAGGGACAGAAGAAGUUCAUCGGGAAUGACAUCCUGUGUGCCAACUCAGAAUGGGGCAUAGACACUUGUCAGGAUAACUCCGGCAGCUCCAUGGUCUGCCAAGUGAACAAGACUUGGAUGCAGAUGGGGGUGGUGAGCUGGAAUUUUAGCUGCAAAAAGCAUCGCUUCCCGGGCAUCUACACCAGCACCUCCUACUUCACCCACUGGAUCAGGAAGCAGAUCGCCGAUGUGAAGUUCAUCAGUAGGGCCCACCUCACCUUCCUGAACCCGGUCUUACUCACUGGCUACAUUCUGCUGGUCUCCUUGGGCCCCCUGUGGCUCCUGUGAAUGGUGUUUCCAGGGCGGUCCCUCUCAGAGGCAGCUUCUUCCUCCCCUCUGUCCGCCUUCAGGAGAAGUGAAGACUGGAGGAGCGCAGGACAUUAGGGCAGAGCGCCCUUGGGCAGGGCCCCAGAGCCACUGUGUUUUCAGUUGUUCAAUGAAGAUGCUCUUGAACUUUACACCAUUGGUCAUCAUCUUUCUUGUUGACUUUGGCAGGAACCCUUCACAGCCUGCCCCGCCCCCAAGAGGGCUGGCUGUCCUCUCAGGGGAGCCUUCCCUGAUAGUCCUACUUGCGCUGUGUGCGUCGCGUUCCCCUCUCUGAACUGCAGUUUCCUCCUCUGCCAAAUACGGAGCUGGACUCUGUGACCCCAGCCCCUGCUCAGUCACCACCACAGCACUCCAGCAAUCCCCAGGUCCCCGUGGUACUCACCUGGAUUUCUGACCAAGUUUCCUUCAGGCCUUCCUGUGAGGGUUGGCCUCUUCCGAAGACACUCCCAAUAACCAGACCUCUGUGAACCCUGUUCCAGAGCCUGUGGACCUCCCCCAAACCCUGCUGUCCCCUUCAGGAUCUACAGAACCUGCCCAGUUCCUCCUCUGUCCCUGGCAGGAGAGUGUGGUGAUGGAGGGUCGGGGGAGGCCAAGGCAUAGUGCUUGCUUGGAUGAACGGUGUGAAUUGCACCCUGAGCCCCGGAGCUGCCUUCAGUGGCCUCCAUCAGACGCUGGAAUGCGAGGACAGGUUGGCCCAAGCUAGCCAGGCUGAGCGGGCAGAGUCCUACCACAUGUGUGGAGGAAGUCUCAGACCUGGUGGGCCUCAGGUUUAUAGUAGCCAGAUAGCCCUGCCCUAGAAAGGUGGUGGGUGUGAUUUGCUGUCUUCUCAGAGUCUGGAGCACUGGAAGGCCAGCCUGAGUGUCUCUCCCAAGGCAGCAGGCCCUGGCAAAAGUUAGAAUGUCCUGGUUUGAGUUCACUUUGACCUUAUCUUUUAUUAGGUUGGAGUUUUCCAACAGUUUUGAACCAAAGCUUCUUAUAGGCUUUCCCUACACUAUUUAAAUGCAUUAUUUAUCUAUGCCACAGAGCCAUCAAAAUGUUCCCCGUAUUCCAACAUACAGAGUGGCCUUCUGCUCUGAGAAGGGCUUGAUGGUUACCAUC
This is a messenger RNA of Rhinolophus ferrumequinum (greater horseshoe bat), 2553 nucleotides long. Its product is annotated as serine protease 46-like. Gene Ontology annotation, biological process: proteolysis. Gene Ontology annotation, molecular function: serine-type endopeptidase activity. The coding region runs from base 1 to 1416 and encodes 471 amino acids. The record is from RefSeq and is a predicted model, not a curated record. Lineage: Eukaryota; Metazoa; Chordata; Mammalia; Chiroptera; Rhinolophidae. The transcript has 8 exons.